UAACUUGUAAUUUUAUUCAGCUGGGUGGCAACGUGUGGAAAUAGUGAAUUCUGCAGCGAAAUUUCGUUCGCUGUUUGGCAAAAACAGAAAAGAAAUUUCAAAAAUUGUCGCGAAAACAAUUGAAAAAGUGCGGAAAAACUAUGAGCUGGAAAUAUAGAGGAUAAAAGGAACCUGAGGAACUCAACGCAAGUCGUUUGCAUACAUAUUUUGCAGUGAAUAGCAACUUUUAGAAAAGUGACAGCAAAAAACAUGGCGCCUACGCCGCUGCCACUGGAACAGAUGCCCGGUGCAAGCGCUGGCUAUUUGCCAGCUGGCCAGGAGGGAGGACCGCGCAUUAAUACCAUGUCCAUGUCGGUGCUGAUCGAUUUCAUUAUUCAGCGCACAUAUCACGAACUGAUGGUCUUGGCAGAAUUGUUGCCACGCAAGACGGAUAUGGAGCGCAAGGUAGAAAUCUAUGCGUAUGCGGCACGCACUCGACAUUUAUUUACACGCCUCAAUGCUCUGGUCAAGUGGGGCAACUCGGUGUCCAAAGUGGACAAGAGCUCACAGAUAAUGAGCUUCCUGGACAAGCAGAACAUGCUGUUUGUGGAGACAGCCGAUAUGCUGGCACGCAUGUCGCGGGAGACGCUAGUGCGGGCUCGUCUGCCCAACUUUCACAUUCCAGCUGCUGUUGAGGUAUUGACCACAGGCACCUACAAUCGGCUGCCCACGUGCAUACGGGAACGCAUUGUGCCUCCGGAUGCGAUUACUCCGGCGGAGAAGAAGCAGACUCUGUUGCGCCUUAACCAAGUCAUACAGCACCGCCUGGUCACUGGGAAAUUGCUGCCACAGAUGCGAGAAUUUCGCAUACGCAACGGACGCGUAACAUUCGAGGUGAAGCACGAGUUUAGUGUGGCCCUUACCGUUAUGGGGGAUAGCCCGAAUGUGCCCUGGCGUCUGCUGGACAUUGAUAUACUCGUGGAGGACAAGGAGACAGGCGAUGGCAAAUCGUUGGUGCAUUCGCUGCAGGUCAAUUACAUACACCAACUGAUCCAGGCACGUCUCGUCGAGAAUACCAAUGCACUAAGUGAGGUGUACAACUGUCUGCACUAUUUCUGCCAGUCGCUGCAGUUGGAGGUGCUCUACACGCAAACAUUGCGUCUCAACUACGAGCGUUUGGAUGACAACAAUAUCACUGUGGAGGAGUAUGUGCCAGGAGUGAAGCUAACUGUCUCCUAUUGGCGUGAUCUCAAGUCGGAGCUGGGCUACCGUCUCACCGUGCAAUCGGAUCCCAGUGAAAUAGGACGUCCUCUGGCCGUAGUUCAUGUGCCUUCACUGGGCGCCAAGGAAUCGGCCGAGGUUGCUGAUCGUGCUGUGCGCUCUGAUCAUCUGUCAAUGGAACGCUUGAUUGUGCAUACCGUAUAUAUACGAUCUGUGUCUCGAUUAAGUGAUCUUAAGCUCGAGUUCCAGGCCUUCCUUAAAGACGUUGACUUUAAUCUGCAAGGCACACCAGCUAUAUUAACUGUGCCCGUGCUGUCACCUUGUUUACGUGCUGAGCAGAUUCACAUAACCAUUGAUACACACACGGGAAUGUUCCGCUGCCAUGUGCCCAAGCACUUGGAUUGCCCGAUUACGGAUGAUAUGCAGGACUGUUUGAAUGGCGAUCGCAGCAAGCUGCCAGCCUUGUUAUCGGAACUACGCUAUUGGAUCACGCACAGGCGGUGUGAGAAAACGCUCCAACAUCUGCCUGCAACAGCCACUGAGACGCUGCCCUUCCUCACGCUGCCCGAACAGGAAUUAUUGCAGACCGGUCGCCAUAAGAUUUACGUAAAACUACAUCGCCAUCCCAACAUUAUUUUGGUGGUUCAGCUGAAAGAGAAAUCCGCCAUGCCCAAUGAGAUGGAGUACACAUUCCAUCUGGGCUUUGUGGUCUUUCAAAAGGAUGAGAGCGAUGUUGUGGAUGAUUCAGCCAAACAGUUAGUCUCAAUUGUCACACAGCCGCCCUCAGAGAUUCCCAAAUUGUACACGAAACUGAUGCGUCUCAUUGAGUUUGACACUUUUGUGGCCACCCAUGGUCCCGGCACUGAGGUUGAUGCAGAAAUAUCGCCACAUAAGCGCAAAUCGAAUGGCGACAUUCUCGCACCGCCUGCCAAGCAACAAAAGACGAUCUUUCCCGCAUACUUUAUACCAGAAUUGGCGCACGUGGUGGCCAUGUGCGAUGAGAAGAUACCGUUCCUCAAUCUGGCUCAAACGCUCUCCAAGCAUCGCAUUCCGCACAGCGGCCUGCAAGUGGAGGCAAAUGCCACAUCGCUGGUGUUGAAGAUAUUGGCGUUGCCAAAGCCAGGUUCCAAUCAGGCAGCGACGGGAACUGGAGAUUCAAAGCCAGCGGCAGCGUCAUCUGGCACUUCGUCGACAGCGAUACCCAAGAUUGAGUCACACGUUUGGGAUGAUCUGAUGCGACGUGUGCUCUCCAUAUCGGUGCGCUCGCAAACAAACAAGAACAGCCAGGUGCGCAUCUGGGUCGUGGAGUUUGUAUUCUACAGCACACCACUGCAGAGCACCCAUCAGAAGGAGCAGGGGAAUCGACGCACCGUCUACCUGACCUAUGAGCAGGCCAAUCAUGACUUCUCCAAGACUGUCGAGGAUCUGCUCAACGAUUGGUCUAAGAUUGUCUACCUGUAUACUCUCGUACACGACUUUUCCGAGCAGCUGCGAAACAAGCGUCUAAGUCUUGGCGAUAUGUUGGUGGUCAAGUCCUAUAGUUAUGUGAAUCUAUUGCUUGGUUAUGGGCCCAAGAAGGAAGUCACCUGCAACAUUUAUUGGUCAGUGCAAUCCCAUGGCUUUCGGCUAACCUUUGUGGGCGGCAUCUCGGCGGUGAAUGCGCACUCCAUGAUGCGGGAUCAACUUGCCCAGCAUCUCAAUCAACAGCAUAGCCUCACUAGCAUCGCUCACAUACUCCAUGAGACCUAUAAUCCCAUGAGCUCCAUUGCCAAGCUGCCUGUGCUUCCGCUGCUGGGAAUUCCUCGACCUCAAGUUCCUGUGCUGUCGUUCUGCAUGUUGCCACAGUCUCCCUGCCUAAUGCGAUUGACCUAUCAGGCGGUUUAUUGUCUGGAGCUGCGUUUCCGUGCCAAUCGCCUUGUCUCCAUACGCGACGGCGCCAGCAGUCGCUUUGAGCGCAACGUCAUUGAGGAGUUCACGCCCAUCCAAGGACUCAAGGCAUUCUUGUCCAAGUAUGUGGAUGAAUCUGCUGUUUAUAGAGGACGUGCACCGCAUGAUGAUGACAAUCCGUUGUCUCCAAUGGGAAUGGAGGAUAACUUUGGUGGUCCGAGCAGCGUGGCAGGUGUGGGCGCUGGUGGCUCCUCACCAUUUUUGGGCGCCGGCAUGCGUGGUCCACAGUCGCCAAGGGACAGUGGUUUACGGUUUCCGGCACCACACACGCCGCCUUCCAGCUCCAAUCCCCAUACACCGGCCAGUCCGCAUCCUAGCGCUGGCGGCGGAGGUGGAAGUGGUGCCCAGAGCCAUGCCAACUUUAAUUUGACAUCGCCACCAGCACCGCACAUGCCACAUCAGUCGCCCGGUGGAUUGAUGCCCUCAUCUCCGUUGAAUCCACAGCCCAGUCCGCACAUGGUGCACAGUCCGGGACCUAACACACUGUACAUGCAAAGUCAUCAGGAUUCACCCUUCACGGCCAUGUCGCCGGCAAAUAACAACUGGCCUGGAUCGCCCAGUAUGCCUCGUCCUUCACCCCGACCUGGCCAGAGUCCAGAGCACAAGAGCACGGGUGGAGGAGGCCAGGGUGUAGGUGGCGCUGAUCGUGGCACACGUGGUACUCUAAACAGGCCUUGGGCUGGUGCUGUUCCCACGCUUCUCACCCACGAGGCACUUGAGACGCUGUGUCGUCCCAGUCCGCAUCCCAAUAAGGAUAUCAACGUGGCAGACAUGAGUCCAUUGGAAAGAUUCCUUGGCUGCGUCUACAUGCGUCGCCAGCUGCAUCGCAAUAUUCAGAGCGAGGAGACACUGACGGCUCUCAACUCAACGGAACCGGGAGUGGUCCUAUUCAAGGUGGAUGGCUUGCAGUGCCAGGUGAUGCUUAAUCCGCUGCACAUGCAAUCCCUGCACUUGAAGGUCACUCAAUUGCCGCCGAUGCCAGACAAACCCACUUUCCAGCUCAGUCCGGAUGAUCUUCUUGUCAUCGAGCAAUAUUUCGACACCCGCGUCGCUGCCCCGCCCUAUCGCCCCAAUGCAUUGCACAGCAUUUGCCGACUGUUGAACCAGCCGGGACAUGUGCUCAAGGAUUUCGUACAGAUUAUGCGAUUGGAGAUGAAGCCAGAACUGGGUGGAGAUCAGCUCAAGUGGACUGUCCAGAUGUGCAUGCGAAUGCCGCCCUCGGCAUUGCCCAUUGUUCCGAUUGGCAAUGCCUGUGUGGUGUUGGGACGCAUGAAGAUACUCUUCUUCCUGCAAAUCACGAGAAUACCCUACAACGGCAAGGAUUGGAAAGACAGUCCGUCGCUGGUGCUGCCCAUUGUUCAUGAUAUAGGCUCAAAUGUCACACAGGUUGCCGAGAGACGCGAGCAGAUUGCACCAUCUCCGAUGAUGGCUGCGGCCAGCCAAUUGUUGCGUCGUUUUACCGACUUUGGAGUGCAGCAGAAUCAAUGCUCGCUCUUCCCGGCCAUCACGGAUCUGCUGACCAAUCUGCAGCUCACCACAGAUCUGCCACCGCCGCCACCAAAUCAGGCCAUUGGUCCUGUUGGAGUCGGCGUCGGUGUGGGAGUUGGAGUCGGUGUGGGCGUCGGUGUGGUGGGCUCAAGUCCAAAUCCAAUGAUGCCCAUGCAGCAGCUGCAGCCGCAGGUGGGACAUGGUCCCCAACUUGGUCCAAAUCCUGGCGGUCCGCAGUGAUGAAGGCGCAAGCGCCGCGCCUCCUCGCAACAGCCAUGAGGCGGCAUCCUGGCGCAAUUGCGACCAUCAUACUUUACGUAAUACAAUUCCCAAAUCAUUAUUCAUUUAUUUAUUGAUUUAAUGCCAGACAAGUUUGCGAUAACAAGAGAAGUCAAAUGUCAAUAUCAAGAACGAGAACAAGAUCGGGAUAUCUAAAUCCAGAAUAUACAUUACAAUAAACAACUAUUGUACAAAAGAUAGAUACACAUAAUAAAGCACUAACUAACUGUAAAGA
Drosophila innubila is the source of this 5149-nucleotide messenger RNA. It is a transcript of the gene MED14, whose product is annotated as mediator of RNA polymerase II transcription subunit 14. The record is from RefSeq and is a predicted model, not a curated record. Gene Ontology annotation, biological process: regulation of transcription by RNA polymerase II. Gene Ontology annotation, cellular component: mediator complex; core mediator complex. Bases 250 to 4875 code for a protein of 1541 amino acids. Gene Ontology annotation, molecular function: transcription coregulator activity. NCBI's taxonomy places the organism in Eukaryota, Metazoa, Arthropoda, Insecta, Diptera, Drosophilidae. The transcript is spliced from 8 exons.